Messenger RNA from Rodentolepis nana, 1038 nucleotides. NCBI's taxonomy places the organism in Eukaryota, Metazoa, Platyhelminthes, Cestoda, Cyclophyllidea, Hymenolepididae. The record is from the annotation of a GenBank genome assembly.
AUACACGAAAUACUCAGUCGGUUUAAUCAAAAGAAGUGCCCACCUACCGACGAAGAAUUGUACCAUCAAGCGGUUGAUAAUGUGGCUUCCGCCGUGAUUUCUGAAGACCUAAAAAAUAGACGGGCAAUGAAAAACAAUACCAAGCUUCCAUUUCCUUGUCAUUGUAGGGCAGUGUGCUCAUAUUCAGUUUAUUUAAAGCCGGUCGUCACCUCCUUCGACAAACUCUACAUGGAAUACGUUGAUGUCCAUCGUGAUUUCACAAAUCUCUUCAAAGCAACGUGGACAAAACCGGUGAUUAAGGGGUUAGAUGAAAUAUGCAAACCAGAUUAUAGACCGACGAUCAUGUUUUCACAUUGCCAGCCGCCACCAGAAGAGAGCCUGUUGCCAAACAUUCUUGACCCAAAUAGAAUUAGACCUACUCCUGUGGAAGCUUUUAUCUAUGAUGAGAAAACUUCUAGCGUUGUUAUGAAUCGAAAGCAAAUAGGAGAAAAUGAGGAUACUCGACUGAUGAUACUCAAGAAGCGUCUAACGUUAGAGCUUGAAAAAAAGUCUUUCUGGCAUCGAAUUCGGCCUUAUAUCUAUGCCUAUAAAGAGUGUCUAUGUUUGAAUUGUGACUAUCGCGAUUGUAUUUACGAUUACCGAAGGGCAAUAAGAAAAUUACGAGAUGAAUAUGAUUUACUGUAUAGAAAGUAUGAAGUUCUUUUUGAAGCUGAGGAUAUGCUACCACCAGAAGGCGACAAAAAGAUUAUCAUGCUGUCUGGAGCUCAAUAUGAAAUGGAAUCAGAAAUAGCCCGAUAUGUGGAAAAAACAGUAUACGCGUUAGUUAAACCUAAUUUUUUUCGGCAUUCGCACAUGGAUUCGGGUUUUGCAGUAAUCAUUGAAAAAUUCUCACGCAAUGUUAGGCAUGCGGAUGGGAUUGGACUGAAUAAGAUGACUCAUUAUUUGCAACGCAGUUCAAUAGCCGACUCUGCUUUCACUAAUAUAUGGCUCAUCUACCCCCAAAUUAAGGCAUUUUUUCCACGAAAUAUCUCAGGUUAA